This is a messenger RNA of Asparagus officinalis (garden asparagus), 1232 nucleotides long. Its product is annotated as glutathione S-transferase T3-like. Bases 203 to 1165 code for a protein of 320 amino acids. The record is from RefSeq and is a predicted model, not a curated record. NCBI's taxonomy places the organism in Eukaryota, Viridiplantae, Streptophyta, Magnoliopsida, Asparagales, Asparagaceae. The transcript has 2 exons.
CAAUGUGUAAAGCUGACCUGAUUUCAAAAAUUGAUUCCCACCGACAACGUUGGAUAAUGUGUAAAGCUGAUCAGUUUGUACAAAAUGAUUCAAUUUCAAAUGUUGACCACCGACAAAUUCAAACCAACCGCAAAUUCAAAUUCAAAUUCAAAUUCAAAUUCAAACAAAAAAAACAAAUUUGGAUUGGCUAUAAAUAACAUUCAUGAGUUCUACUUCAAACCACCCAAUUCGAAGUAUUUCUGAUCUCCAAACCAACCACUUUUUACAAAAAAUGUCUGUUCGAUCAACUGGGUACACGGUUACUGAAGAUGUGCUCCUUUGUCAAGUAUUCUUGGAUAUUUCUCAAGACCCUAUUAUCGGUAGAAACCAGUCUCGAGAUGCAUUUUGGUCUCGUGUGGAGGACAAAUACAAUGAACUUCGAGAUCAGCAUUUUGAGAUGCGUACGAGCCGAUCAAUUCGUUCUCGAAUGGAAAUUAUAAGUAAUGAAGUAAGGAAAUUGAAUGCGUGCUUGAGACAAGUAGAGAAUCUGAAUCCAAGUGGUGCUUCAGAUGAAGAUAUUUUAGUUCGAGCAAAGAUGUUAUUUAUGCAAGAACCGAAGUACAAAAAAGGUUUCAAAUUUGAUCAUGUCUGGAAUAUGGUUAAAAAUUUCGAAAAAUUCAAAGAUGAUGUCCCCACAGCAAGACAAGUUGGUCGAAGACAAUCCCAAAGUGUGAACUUCGACUCGUCACAAUCAGAUAAUCCCACUCCGGAAUCUCCUAUAUCAACAUCUCCUGGAUUGUCAUCAUUUACUCCAUCUGAACGACCUAUUGGGGUAAAAAAAGCUAAAUUGAAAAGGAAAAAUAAUGAUCAUGAGUCAAGUGUAGUGGACUCCAUCGAGACCUCCAACAAUCGACUUAUAGACAGGUUAGACAAGGCGAGCUUGGACAGGCAAGAAGCAUUUGAUAUCGAACGAGAAAAGAUAGCCAUGAAAAAAGAUAGAGAUGAAUGGAAAAUUAUAAUGAAAGAUUUGAAUUCCAUUGCUGAUCCAAACGUGCGUGAGUACGUUCGAGCUCAACAGAUUAAAAUAAUACAAAAAAGAAAUCAACAAGAACAAGGGUCUGCUUCUAAUUUUGGCAAUUAUUUUAAUGAUAUUGGACACUCUGGCCCCGAUCUACCAGAUUAUUGAGAGUUGCUUGUCCAUCUCAGGAAAUGUUCCAUGUUUAGUUUGUAUUUUAUGUUUUAUUUUAAUGAAG